Messenger RNA from Vitis riparia (riverbank grape), 1859 nucleotides. Its product is annotated as hydroxyproline O-arabinosyltransferase RDN1-like. Bases 395 to 1498 code for a protein of 367 amino acids. The transcript is spliced from 9 exons. Gene Ontology annotation, molecular function: glycosyltransferase activity. Lineage: Eukaryota; Viridiplantae; Streptophyta; Magnoliopsida; Vitales; Vitaceae. The record is from RefSeq and is a predicted model, not a curated record.
UCCCUCGAGUUUCCUUCCCCCAAUGCCGAUACAUACACUCCAUGCAUUUAAUCCAUUCCUCCAUUUUCUCUCUUUUUCGUUCAGUGUGUGCCCAUUUGAUUUUUGUGUUUAAUUCCAGAUCUGUAUGGUGCCUGUUUGAUAUAUUUAUGCAUGAUUGGGUUCUUAAUAUUUUGAUCAUAUGUUCUGAAAAUUGAGGUUGUUGCUUGAAAACGUUUCUGGGUCUGUGCUGAAAUGACUUGAAAUUUAUGUAAAGCUAGUGUUUGUUUAUAUGCUGCAAUGCUGUGUACUAAAUUGGUGAAUUGGGUUGGAGCUGGUGCAGUGUGUAUAUAGGAGAAUUGGGCGGUUUCGGUUGAAUUGGGGUGGUUGAGAUUUUAUGUUUCGAUAUUAGUCUAGGAUGAUUGUGAGGAAAAGCAUGGGUCGUGCAUCGCCACUGCUUUUGGUGCUUCUAGCACUAGGGUUUUUCUUUGCUACCUAUAAUUUAUUAACUAUGAUAAUGCACAACAGAGGGAGUGGUUUGGGGAAUUGGAUGACAGAUGAUUUCGAUGUCUUUGAUCCCAUUACUAGGAUGACUAAGGAGACAAAGAAAGUGGGGAAUCGUAAUUUGUAUUUCCAUGUCGCCCUUACGGCAACUGAUGCUCCCUAUAGUCAAUGGCAGUGUCGGAUUAUGUACUAUUGGUAUAAGAAAGUGAAAGACAUGCCUGGAUCAGAAAUGGGAGGGUUCACCCGGGUAUUGCAUUCAGGAAGUCCUGAUAGUUUGAUGGAUGAGAUUCCGACUUUUGUGGUUUAUCCCCUUCCUGAUGGGCUGGAUCGGGGAUACAUUGUCUUAAAUAGACCAUGGGCAUUUGUGCAAUGGCUGGAAAAAGCUACAAUUGAGGAAGAAUAUAUUCUAAUGGCAGAGCCUGACCACAUAUUUGUAAAUCCUUUACCUAACUUGGCACAUGGAGGCCAUCCAGCAGGGUUCCCAUUUUUCUACAUCAAACCGGCUGACAAUGAGAAAAUUAUAAGGAAGUUUUAUCCCAAGGAGAAGGGUCCUGUCACCGAUGUUGAUCCAAUUGGAAAUUCUCCUGUAAUUAUUGAAAAGUCCCAACUGGAGGAAAUUGCACCUACAUGGAUGAAUAUUUCUUUGAGAAUGAAAGAUGAUCCAGAGACAGAUAAAGCUUUUGGAUGGGUGCUAGAAAUGUAUGCAUAUGCUGUUGCAUCUGCAUUGCAUGGUGUGCAGCAUAUCCUUCGUAAAGACUUCAUGCUACAGCCUCCAUGGGAUUUGGAAGUUGGGAAGAAGUUUAUUAUCCAUUAUACAUAUGGAUGUGACUACAAUUUGAAGGGAGAGCUGACAUAUGGAAAGAUUGGAAAAUGGCGUUUUGACAAGAGAUCAUUUCUUAGUGGCCCUCCACCAAAGAAUCUCACCCUACCUCCUCCAGGUGUUCCUGAAAGUGUGGUAAGACUUGUACAAAUGGUGAAUGAGGCUACUGCUAAUAUUCCUGGGUGGGAUGUGGAGUAAAUAGUGGCUUUGAUCAAAGGAAGACAACAAGCGUGGAUCCUUAUUUUGGUUACUAAUAUCAGUGGCCCUGAGAACAAAUCCAUGGAUACAAAUUACAGGUAACAGAAAGGAACAGUCUGCAUAGAUAAAAGAAAUGUCCUGAUAUGUCAAAUAACAGAUAUUUUGUUAUUCACAUUUCUAAAUUUAAACCAUGGAGACCACUAAAUUUUUUUGUAUAAAUAUUUUUUUACAUUCCUUGGAUUGAGUUUAUAGUUCAAGUUUUUGCUUAUCAAAUUGUUCAGUGCCUCCUCUAAACUGAAAACUCUUUGUAGUCAUGAUACCCUUUUGAAUUAUAUACAUAUUUGGACAUGUAUACCUUUCA